Molecule: messenger RNA, 370 nt
Organism: Onychostruthus taczanowskii (white-rumped snowfinch)
Lineage: Eukaryota; Metazoa; Chordata; Aves; Passeriformes; Passeridae
Product: filamin-A-like
Exons: 4
Biological process (GO): actin cytoskeleton organization
Molecular function (GO): actin filament binding
Source: RefSeq, a predicted model, not a curated record
UGCAUGCUGAAACGGCUGCGGGACGGCCACCUGGGGAUCUCGUUUGUCCCCCAGGAGGUGGGGGAGCACCUGGUGCACGUCCCCCGCGGCGGGCAGCCGCUGCCGCGCAGUCCCCUGGCCGUCACCAUCAGCCAGGCCGAGCUCGGGGACGCGUCGCGGGUGCAGCUGCGCGGGCCCGGCCUGAGCGAGGGCACCACGUUCCAGCCCGCCCAGUUCACCAUCGACACCCGCCAGGCCGGGAGCCCCUUCUCGGUGAAGGUGACGGGCGAGGGCCGCGUGCGCGAGAGCAUCACCCGGCGGCGCCGCGCCCCCCCCGAGGCCAGCGUGGGCACCCCCUGCGACCUCAGCCUCAAAAUGCCCGAACUCUCAG